AUGGAAGAGGAGGUACCCCAAGCAGCACCAGCAGCGAGCGUGGCCAAGUGGUCAGGCUUCUACGCUUCGGGGUUCGCGCCGUGGGACGCCCACCGCCCGGCCUCGCAGCUGGUCGCCUUCCUGCACGACCACCCCGAGGGCCAGCGCCUUCUUCCACCUGAGCGCUCCUCGACGUCGGCAGAGGUGCUGGAGAUAGGCUGCGGCUCGGGUGCUUCGUGCGUGUGGAUGGCCCAGCAAGGCAUGGCCGUGGUGGGGGUCGACCUCGUCCCUCUGCCGCUACGCGCCGCUUCAGCAGCCGCCACCGCCGCUGGGGUGGCGGACCGGUGCAGGUUCGUGGCUUCAGACUUCAUGGCCCUGCCCAACUCCUUCUCCUUCGCCGUGGGCAAGCGGAUGAGCCACGAGCAGCAGGAUAAGGCACACGAAGAAGAGGCCGCGAGCGGCGAUGUGGCGGCGGAACGCGAAGGUGGAGGCUUCGAUCUCGUCUACGAUUGUCAGUGCUUCCAUGUGCUACGGAAGGAGAUCGGAGAGCGGCCCGUGGCCGACAAGAUUGCUCAGCUCGUCCGGCCUGGAGGCAUUUUCUUCACUCUGGUGGGUAACUGCAACGAAGCAAUGACCGGGCCGGAGCGCCUGACCAAGGAAGAACUCACCGACGCCUUCGCCUCCCACUUUGAGGUGCUCUCCAUCUACGAGACGAGGGCCCUUGGGGCACUUACUUGA
Molecule: messenger RNA, 717 nt
Organism: Acanthamoeba castellanii str. Neff
Lineage: Eukaryota; Discosea; Longamoebia; Acanthamoebidae
Product: methyltransferase domain containing protein
Exons: 5
Coding region: 1-717 (238 amino acids)
Molecular function (GO): S-adenosylmethionine-dependent methyltransferase activity
Source: RefSeq, a predicted model, not a curated record